Molecule: messenger RNA, 2423 nt
Organism: Hippocampus comes (tiger tail seahorse)
Lineage: Eukaryota; Metazoa; Chordata; Actinopteri; Syngnathiformes; Syngnathidae
Product: bile salt-activated lipase-like
Exons: 10
Coding region: 92-1438 (448 amino acids)
Source: RefSeq, a predicted model, not a curated record
GCACAUCGCUUGCUGUUGUGAUGCAAAAGCGGCCCGGCUAUAAAAGGCCGCCACCGAGUCGACAUGUGAGAAGACGAAUACGAAGACGAGGAUGAGGAUGGUCACGACGCUGGCGGUGGCGCUGAUGAGCAUCUCCAUCACCUUGGUCUCGUCUGCGAAGCUGGGUGUGGUGCAGACGGAGAGCGGUCGGGUUCAGGGCACCAACAAAGGCACGGGACUGUUCACAUCUGUGGACGUGUUCAAGGGGAUCCCCUUCGCCGACACUCCGGGACUGUGGGAGAAACCGAAACCGCAUCCAGGAUGGGAGGGGGUGCUGAAGGCCACCAAGUAUGCCGAGCGCUGCCUGCAGGUGACGCUGUUGCAGACCCAAACUCGGGGCAGUGUGGAUUGUCUCUACCUCAACAUCUUCGUGCCACAGGGACUCAAACUGUCGUCCAACCUGCCCGUCAUGGUGUACCUGUUCGGCGGGGCCUUCCUUCUGGGGGCGUCCAACGACUUGGCCAUCCUGGGGGACUCGCUGUACGACGGCAAGGAAAUGGCCGAGCGGGGGAACGUCAUCGUGGUGUCGGCCAACUACCGCGUGGGAACCUUGGGCUUCCUCAGCAGCGGAGACGCUCGCAUGCCAGGGAACUACGGCCUGUGGGACCAGCACGCCGCCAUCUCGUGGGUGCGAAGGAACAUCGCCGCCUUCGGAGGAAACCCAGACAAAAUCACCAUACCCGCUCGACUUUUUCACAACGCCGCCGAGGUCGACUACAUGGCCGGCAUCAGCUCCAUGGACGGGCACAUCUUUGCGGGCGUGGACGUGCCCUCCAUCAACAAGAAGGCGGCAAACACCACUGUGGAGGACGUGAGGGACCUCCUGAUGGGCCUGACCAAAGAAAAAGGCGCGGCAGCCGUGGGCUCCGCGUUCAGCGUCUACUCCGCCCACUGGGGCUCCAACCCGGAUCCGGCGGUGGUGAAGAAGACCGUGGCCGACAUCGAGACCGACUUCCUGUUCCUGGUGCCGACCCAGAUUGCGCUCCAGCUCCACGCCAACCACAGCAGCGGAGGCCGUACCUUCUCCUACUUGUUCAACAUGAAGACCCGCAUCCCAGGCUUCCCCAGCUGGGUGGAGGCGGAGCAUAGUGAGGACCUGCAGUACGUCUUUGGCAAGCCUUUCGCGACGCCGCUCGUCUACUUCCCGCGACACCGCGACCUCUCCCGAAACAUGAUCGCAUACUGGACCAACUUCGCCAAGACCGGCGAUCCCGGUUACGGAGACAGUAAGGUUCCGGUCCCGUGGCCCGCCUUCGGCAAAAUCCAUCGUCCCUUCCUGACCAUCAACCACAAGAUGACCAAGUCGUCCGUUGGCUACGACCUGAGGCAGAAUUACGUCGCCUACUGGACGGAGAUGUACAACACCCUGCCGUCGGCGCGGCGACCUCAACACGAGUGACGCAAACGCAGCCGAGGAGACGACGACUCGCCCGUAAUCAGGCGUUACCGAGCAUUUGUGCAGUUAACGGCUAACGAGAUGACAGGAUAGCCCUCUGCGUUACCCAGUCAAACUUUGAUUCGGUGAAGAAAUUCAAUAAACCGCCUUGAAUGUGUCACUGCUCUUCUGAACAGGAAAAGAAGCUCCAACGCUUUUCAUGGAGAUCCACCACACGCCAACUUCAAUCAUACUCGGAUACUAUGUUAACGAUACUCUGCUACAAUGCAGUCUGGUUUUGCUUUGUGGAUGAAUGGCGCUUUCCAAAGAGCUUCUGAACUAUUAAGACACCCCCCCCCAAAAAAAAAAAAUCAGAGAGAAAAUAAUCCCCCCCAAAGGUUUGUCCAAACCAAUGAUUUGGAACAUUGUUGAAUACAAGGAACCCUACCGGUGGAGCUCGCUUGGCAACACCAAAAGGCAGAACCAAUCCAGAAUUCAUUCACUACCCUUGACAACCGCGCGGCAGAAAAAGAUCGAUCGAGCUACUUUGGUGUACAUUUGUCCUGGACGACAAUCAAGAAAAGUCUUCACCCGUCGAGCGACUACAGAAAAGUUCAGCACAAGCCUCCAAAACAGGAAGGCCAGAUUAGAAUGUUCCGCAAUGGCCCGAAGUCAAUCACGUGAUUGAAAAUCACCACUUGCUGAGCUGACAAAACGGAAAGACAUCCACUCCGAGCAACAAGGUGUCGUGUGUAUGGGAGAAAAAAAAAAAAAAAAAAGACAUAAGAGUUAAUAUCGACUGAUAAAAUUGGUCAAUUAAAUAAUCAGUCGGACAACAAAUUAGCACCAGACCCGACUGCUCUGUUACUGACUGGCCACUGUCGCUUGUGUUUCGGAUUUGUUUUGCAUGGUUGCGCCUGCAACAGACGAAACUCGAGUCAAUCUUGCUUCCACAUCUUUUAUUGGAAUUGAUUAUUUCCAUCUGUAAAUUAUACAACUUGACUCCUCC